This is a messenger RNA of Penicillium crustosum, 1905 nucleotides long. Its product is annotated as SNF2-related protein. NCBI's taxonomy places the organism in Eukaryota, Fungi, Ascomycota, Eurotiomycetes, Eurotiales, Aspergillaceae. Gene Ontology annotation, molecular function: ATP-dependent chromatin remodeler activity; ATP binding. The record is from RefSeq and is a predicted model, not a curated record. Bases 1 to 1905 code for a protein of 634 amino acids. The transcript is spliced from 10 exons.
AUGGCGCAGUCUCGGGCUAAGGAGGCGUCCCUAGAGAACGUCGGCACCAUCAACAUCUCUACUACCGCUAUCCGCCGUAUGGAUGACUCUGCUCCCGCCAUUGCAGGCUGCAAUACGACCCGGGAUAUCAUCAUUGCCUUCUACCGAGAUCGUGACAACAAAUUUGGGUUUGCCAACUCGACCCAGGUCGCUCUAGGCCUCCGCUUUAUCCGCAACUCCCUUGUUCUCCUUGCGGUUAACCAUACCGGUAAAUACGGCAGUGUCCUACUGUCCCUAUCUCCCCCGGAUCUGUCCACCCCCUAUAUGGAGCCCAAUAAUCUCUUUGACCUCCGUGCGCUAUGUCUCGAAGCCUACCUCACCGCUACUCCUUACAUCCGCCCCGCCGUCCCGCCUGAGCUUACGAGCUCGCGGCCUGGUCCCGCUAGUCUAACCUCCACUCUUACCCCUAGCUAUAACCUCCUCAAGCUAUACCCCUCGGACCUUCCUAACGAUGCUGACGAGGAGCCGCUUACUAGCUCUAUGGAUACCGUCCCUUCGGAGCCUGAGUACCGAGACCUAGUUGUUGGACUCACCACCCAGCUCCUUAAGCCUACCACCGCUCGGUUGAACCGCGCGCCUCUUACGCUCACUGACGUCCACGAGCUCUACCGCCACCUCUGUAGCCCCGAGUUCUUCAACAAUUCGACCGCGAUCUCGUCGAGCUCGGCGUUAGUCGCUCUCUCUGUCCCCGAUGUAUCUCUCGGCCCCUCUACUGGCCAUGCCGAUGAGACUGCCGACGAUAAGCCAAUUCCACUGGCUGACCUAGCCGCGCUCACUUGCGCCCGGGAUGUGUCCCUCGAUCGUCUCACGUAUCCCUUUGAUCUCGUAACCCGCUAUACGCAAAUUCUAGUUAAUAGCGACGGGCAGCCGGAGGCCAGCCCGCUCCACGGCGGGAUCCUCGCUGACGUAUGUGGCCUCGGGAAGACCCUAACCGCACUCACGCUUAUCUACCAGGCGGCCCUCGUCCAACCCCGGCCCCCAUACCGGCCUACCCUGAUCCUAGUGCCCUCGGCCCUGAUUGAUACAUGGCUCCUGGAGAUCGAGCGCCACUUUGGGGACGCCCUGAUAGUCCGGCUCUUCUACAGUGCCAAAACCCGUACUGGCGAUUCCGAGCGUAAGCUGAUGCUGCUCGAGUCACUCGGCGAGGCCACGCGUACCACCACCGAGAUCGACGAGAAUGGCGCGCCGACGUACCGCGCCCGGAAGGCCACGCGGAAGGAGACCGACCCUAUGGCCCUUGAUCUUACUACCGCCGAAGCCGACGUAGAUGAGGAUAUACCCGACCCCGACGACGUCGUGACCCCGUCGGUCUCGGACGAGCCAGGUUCCCCCAGUAGCGUACACACCCCGCCUACCGAUAGCGUCGGCACCCCUUAUCCCCCGGGCGUCAACGCCGCCCCCCGCCGGUUCCGCUCCGACCUCACUGCCUCUUUCCACCGCGUGAUCUGCGAUAAGGGCCACCGCCUGAAGACCAUCUCCUUACGCCAGCACCAGUCGAACCGGGCGUUGGACUACUGCGGCUACCUGGCGUUGCUGUGGAAGGCGGAGUUUACCAUCCCGGCUGAUAGCCCGCAAAAGUUCCCUCCUAGUGUCACGCCCUCCCCGGCUGCCGCGAGCGACCCCCUGGAGCCCCUGACCCGUAAGGCCGGUAACCAGAUGAUUGGGCCCCACGGUACUACGAUCGUCAUCGGCGACGACAUCCCGCGCCUUCACAUCUCGACCGUCGAGCUUCGGUACACCCGGUACACCCAGGAUAUCCAUAACCGUGUGUUUAACAUCCUCAGUGAAAGCCUUUACAGGCCCCCCAGCGAUACUCCUGCCGCGGCCUCCGCCGCAUCAGCGGAUAGCCCUACUACCAUGAACUAG